GUGUAUAAUAGUUGUCAAGCCACUUCGGCGUCGGCUAUGUUGUUGUUGUGUGCCGUACGGCGCAGUCGAGGGCUAUGGGAGCCUGUAAUUGCCGGGCAUGGAAAGGAGUGCAUGUAUCUGGUCAGACAUAUCCAGGAGUUCAGUAUCUCAAGGCCCUGGCUCCUUCACAGAUCCUAUCAUAAGUGUAUGAUCAAUAUGUGGAGGCUCCCUACAGUGUUGACAGACUGUGAAAAACAUCAUGUACAUGCCCAUGGAACUGGUUCUCAAAAUGCUGCCCCUCUAAACAGCAAGGAGUCUAACUCUGAGGAGUCAGCAGGGUCUUCAAAGGAGGAAGAACCACUUUUUGCCACACCCCCAACACUGCUGCCUCCCACUAACUGUUGCAUGAGUGGAUGCCCCAACUGUGUGUGGAUUGCAUAUACAGAAGAGCUGCUGAAAUAUUACCAGGAUGGUGGAGAACAGGCACUAGCAGCUGUGGAGAAGCAUAUACAGGAUGAGAACAUAAAGAUGCUUUUAAAAAUGGAAAUAAAAUUCCGCAUGAAGAAAAACUGAAAUUCUUUAGCUGGUGAAGCUACCUGUGAGAACCAGGGUCCCAAGACAUAUCAAAUUUUGAAGACAUCCUAAGUAUUUAUAGUCCUUUCUGAAUAAGGCCACUUAAGACUAAUUUUAUUAUGUGGGUCCUAGGUUCUUAAGCCCAAUAUUCCUGUUAAGUUUUUGUGCUUGAAAUGGUGUGAUUCUUGCAUUACAUUACUUUAUGGAAUUAUGUACAGUAUUCUGGCACUCAUGUAUGUUUCACUUGAGGCUAAGCUAGACAAUAUUGAUCUUAGUUAUGGCAUGCUUAAACUGAACCUAGCUGCCCUACGAAGACAAUACUGUCAGACUUUCCAGUGAAGAUCAGUCACACCUUCUCUAUAUUGCCCUGCAACACUAAAGUGUUCUUAAAGUAUCAAGCAACCUACUUUCCCUGCACUAUAUAUUUACAUAGUUACUUUCUUGCUUUAUCUUCUUUGACUCAAGGCAGCACUAGGCAUUAAGAUUCUGGUCCAAUAGUUGUGUGGUGUUAUCGAAUGUUCAGUAUUAUGAACAACUUGCAGGGGAGGGGAAUCCCUGUCCUCCGCUCCUCUGCCCACUUGCUUGCUUGGUUUCCCCGUUUGCAUCCUGCUGUCUCUGUUUCCAUUCUCCCUCUUUCCUAUUUCCCUUCCCCACUGAAUCAGCAUCCAUUUCCUACCUUCCCUUUUUUGCACUACUACUUCCCCCUUUCUUGAUCCCUUCUGUUUCAACUGUUGUUUCUAUUUGCCACCAUGUAUUGCCAAACAGGGCAAUAUGUUAGCCUAAACUAAAUGGUGUGGCUAAAGGUAUUUUGAUCCCAAGUGCAAUUUUGAACAUCUGCAGCAGCUCCAAAUGCUGCCCAUACUCAUUUUUUCCCUACAAUGUCAGACUGUGCCCAAGCAUCUCAUAUUGCUUUUUUGGAUUUAAAAAAAACCUCCUUAAUUUUUGUUUACAUUUUUAUAUUUUUCUGCACAUCUGGGUUUUGUUUUGCUUAGUAGUAAACAUAUACCAAGGCCUGGGUUCUUAGUGAGUCUGUCCAUAGCUAAUAUUUAAUAAAACACACACAAGUAAUAUUUUAAGGCUGCAAUGCCUAUACCUAUUUACUUGUGAAUAAAUUCCAUAGAACUCAAUGGGAUUAGCUUCAGAGUGAAGAAGCAGAGAACAGUGCUGUAGCAGGCCAGGUGAGUUGUUCAUUUCACCGAUUAUCUUGUCUCUUGAAGCGCAGAAGAAUCACUUUCUGCCGUGAACCCUUGACCUCCUCUGUUAUACCAUGGCCAUUUAUGCAUGCACUACUUACCCUGCAGCAUUUGCUUUGCAGUUGGGUUUUCCUGUAUGUUUUUGUUUACACAUGGAGUUUCCUCUUGUGAAAUGUCCUUAGCCAAGCCACCAGUUUGCCUACUCACUUAAGCACUUUGUUCUUUUCAUGCAACGCCUCCGUUUGGGAGCACUUGUUUCGCCACCUUUUCCCUCUUCCACCUUUUCCCCUUCCUUUACCAAUUUCAUGUUAAUUUCACAGAGUCUAUUGCUCCAGUGAUAGAUCUUCAGCAUUUAAUUCUUUUUAAAAAACCUUUUUGAAAUGGUGGACCUGGGAAACUGCUGUUGUGGGAGCAGGGUAAGGUGGAGAGGAACAAGAAAACCCAAAGAAAGCUUAACACACAAUGAUCUCCUUUGCUUUCCCUGCAAAGGGAGACAAAAAGUUGCACUUUACAGCUUUUGGAAACUGUGGGGAUGUUCUAAUGUGAGAGUGUGGUGAGUUCUAAAGAGGGAAAAAUAUGUGUAGAACUGAGAAUCAACCCAAAGGGAAUUUACGAUCAAUGCGAAGGAGACCACAAAUAUGUAAAUGGCCCAUGAUUCAUAUGCAUACCUAGUACAUGAAAUCUUGUCAUCUGAAUGUCUACGCUAGUACACAUUGGCAGUUCUGUUCUCCAUAAAUUUUCAUAUAGUGGCUUAAAGUAUGUAGUAUUUUUGCAGCGUAACAUGAGCAAAAAAAGCAGGUCCUUGCCAUGAGAAGUUUACAAAUUAAGUCCACCUAUUUUUGAAUCCAUGUAUUGUGUUUUUCAACCUGAAUAUUGUUGAAAUAAAACAGAUAACUUAUUUAGAACA
Sphaerodactylus townsendi is the source of this 2652-nucleotide messenger RNA. RefSeq names its product oxidoreductase like domain containing 1 (gene OXLD1). The record is from RefSeq and is a predicted model, not a curated record. Gene Ontology annotation, cellular component: mitochondrion. The coding region runs from base 37 to 552 and encodes 171 amino acids. The transcript has 2 exons. NCBI's taxonomy places the organism in Eukaryota, Metazoa, Chordata, Lepidosauria, Squamata, Sphaerodactylidae.